Molecule: messenger RNA, 1668 nt
Organism: Rotaria sp. Silwood2
Lineage: Eukaryota; Metazoa; Rotifera; Eurotatoria; Philodinida; Philodinidae
Source: the annotation of a GenBank genome assembly
AUGGAACAAGCUAAGAAUGAUGAUGAUGUCUUCAUUACAAAUUAUAUACUUCAUAUAAACUCAAUUGCACCACCGAUUGUGAUGUAUGAAUGGAAACACAGUCGUGCGGGAAAAUUUACAUCGGUUUCUUCUAUCUCUUAUACAUCGUUAGGAACUGUACUUGCUCGAAUACAUUCGAUUGAUUAUAGUGAGUUCUUAUAUUUACCACCCUUUCCGUUUGGUAUGGCACAAAUGUUACCAUUGUUUUAUGAAGAAUUACAUACACUCUCCAAAUCCUUACAGCAACAUUCAUUUAUCGCUGUGUUAGAAAUGGAAUUGCAGCGUAUUUGUCAAAGCUUGUAUAAAAAAGCACCAUAUGAAAAGUUACUUACAAGCUAUGAAGAUUGGCCUAAAGAUAUUAUAACAGAACAGACGUUGGACGAAUCUGUGUUUCUUAUUCGCGGCAACGAUAGAGGAAGACCAGCAUGGCAUUAUAUCCUUGUUCCUAUAUACAAAUGUGCUGAUCUCAACGCUAAUCCAGCAGGUUCAAAUAUUGAUGUCACAAAUUUUGGUAGCUUCAUUAAAUAUCGAAAUAAUCGAGAUGAAAUUAAACAAAUGUCUGGAUGGGGAACUGAUCCACCUAACAUAAUUCAAAAAUGGAUUGAUACGCAUUAUAGUACUGCAGCUGUUGAUGAAAGCAUCAAUUUAACUUACACAAAUGAUGACAUUCGACUUUGUACGAUGCAACGUGCCAUACCAGAACAAAAAAUAGGUGUUUCUUUGCAUUACUUUGCAUCUCAACUUUUCCAUUAUAUCAAACUGACUGAGAAUUUACCAUCGAGCUUAGCUCAUCGAGCAGGACUAAAAUCCUAUGAUCGAAUCAUCUAUUUUAAUGGUGUCAAUAUUGAGAAUGAUACUUAUGAACAGUUCGAUCUUCUAUUUGAAACCGCGCGGCAUCUUCCAGUUCAAAUGCUUGUCUGUAGUCCAGCAACUUAUAGACACUACAAAACUAAUAAAAAGCGAUUUCAUCUUGAUCUUCCAACUAUUCAACAUGUAAAGCCAGUAUAUGCAACUUCAACAUCGGAUUCUCAUACAUAUGUACCAGCAGUUUCUGUUGACAAUGCAAGUUUUUGUGCUGUCCGAUGGGAAAAUAAUAACAUUGUUUCAACAGUAUCUCAAUUAGCGGUUUUCCAAUCACCUGAAUUUACUCAUGUAAAGGAUAUCUGUUAUAUCGAAAUAAAAGGACAAUAUCGAAAAGGACAAAUUAUUGCUAAAGCCAUUCUUGCUGCAUGUCCUAACCUUCAACAUCUUCAAGUUCGUGUUUUGUAUAAUGAUAAUAAUGACAUUCUCACUUCAUCUUCACUACUCAAUCAUCCACUUCGACGACUAAUUCUUUGGAGUGAUUAUGCCGACUUAACUUUGGAUGUCAUCGACAAUAUUCUUACUUAUACACCAAACGUUGAAUAUUUCUAUUUACAAACAAUAUAUUCUAUGUCGUUGAUUGAUUUAUUUCAUGGCCUAGUGAAACGACUUCAUUAUUUAUCACGAUUCGAUUGUUAUAUUACAGAAAUGUUAACAAAGAAGGAUAGAAUAAAUAAUUUAACUGAUUUACAUCAAAUUCAUCGUUGUUUUAAUCGAAUUCAUUCUAUAGAAGAAAAUGAUAAAUUUCGAAUUUUAGCUACCAAAUAA